This is a messenger RNA of Pomacea canaliculata, 4450 nucleotides long. RefSeq lists its product as uncharacterized. Lineage: Eukaryota; Metazoa; Mollusca; Gastropoda; Architaenioglossa; Ampullariidae. The record is from RefSeq and is a predicted model, not a curated record. The transcript is spliced from 6 exons. Bases 126 to 1586 code for a protein of 486 amino acids.
GCAGAAUGUUUUUACAUGCAUGUCCACGAGUUUGAUUUACUGAGUCGAUUGUGGUGGCGCAUGCGCGUGGUCAAAGGUCAGAAGUAUUGUCAACACGACGCACCAAUCAAAUCACAGACAAGUUGAUGGCCACUUCACCAGAUUCGCUUCCUUCAGCCAACAUCCUGAUUGUUGUUUCUCACACGAGAUUUUCCCCCAGACAGAACAAGGUUUCUAUAGAAAGUAUUGGCAAAAUGGCGCAUGGACCUGUCACAGCUGUUGUGAUGUUUCUGAUUGCAUGUCACAGGACACUGGCUAUUAGUUUGUCAUCUAACAACGAAAUUGAAGAGCUGUCCUUAAACAAGAGAUCAGUGUCAUGCAACCAGUUAACCCCAAACUCCACCAUCUACUGGACUAUCUCACCUUUACAAGGACAGGUGAAACAGGUGGGAAUGUGUGAUGCGGUGACAUGCACAUCACCAUACGGUCCGAACGUCAACCUGGAACGACCUAGCCCCACGAGUUCCUCCCUAACCUUCCUGAAUGUCAGCCGGGAGUGGGCGGGUACAGUGGUGUGUACAGAACGUUUACUCAAUGGAAGUGAGCAGUCUGUCAACAGUACACUGGAUGUUUAUCACAAUUCCGGGGUCAACAACAGCAGUUUUGUGAUCAACCGCGAGGACUGGUCUCUGACUGUCAUUUUGACCGUCCCAAAAAUCUUCUCCGCUCUCGGCAACUACGGAGCUAAGGUCCGCUGUUUCUACAUGACUUCUAAGGUCAACGUGUCGCUGGUGUCAUACAACGAAUCGUCUAGAAUGUACAAUGUCGGCUACUUCUUUGUCACUUUGCUAGCCAGCCAUGCAAGAUAUAAAGAUAGAUACCGAGAAUGUUUAGACGACAUCCUCCUACUUCCUGGUAGAAAACAUUUUCGCGAACAAAGAUUGCGGCAUUCUUAUAACUUGCCUACACCAAACAUACUUUGUAACGAAUCCUACAUUCCUGAAGAGGGUCCUGUUAGCUGCAGCUGUAGUAGUACAUUUAAAGAGCAUCCCGAUGCCAGACUCAGGUGGAUGUUGGGAGAAAAAGUUGUAGCUUUCGGUGACUAUGGAGUCGAGUGGCUUCCGCUUCCACCUCAGGUCGUUAACCGCAGCCAUGACAGAACAAACCUCGAGUGCGAAGUGGAAUGGCUUUACAAUAUGCGCUAUCUGCACUGGAUACAGGUGGCAUAUGGACCAGAUGACAUCACCAUCAAGCCCUACAAAAAAAAAGUGGUCAAUGGCCGUGUCUACUUACCUCCAAACGGCUCAACCGAGGUAUGCCUGGAAUGCGAGGUGGGUGAUGUCCAGCCUUUGAAGUCAGAAAUGGUCACGUGGGACGGCCUGUGUGACGGUCAGCGAGGUUUUUAUUGUAUUCUGACAUUCAAAGGUAAAAUGGAUGAUGGGAAGGUGGUCACGUGCUCUGUCACCAACGACGCCAACAACAACCACACAGCCAACACCAGCAUCAUCCUCAACAUAUCAGGUCAGUCGAAGCAGACAAACGUUUUAUUCCUACUGCUUUUGUUAACUAUCGGGUUACUGUUAUCAAAUGAUGUUAUAAGUUCUUAACGGCAUAUUACUGGUAGGAAAAUACUUUUGUGUAAGUAAUAAUAACAAUAACAACAAGAUAUUUUUUUCCUUUUCAAACUUGUUUAAGUUCAGGUAAUCAUUUUUUGCACUUGAGGUCUUUAGCUGUACUUGUAACCUUCGAGUAUGCAUGUUUCUGCAGAGGCAGAUGAAAACUUUCCAGCAAACACCCACAAUUUGGCUCGUCAUUUACCAAGCUUAGGGAUAAUUUGUAUCAAACAACCCCACAAACAAAAGCCAUCAUGCCCGGUGCGUGCGCAACGCGAUCUGGUGAUCGAGAGAUUGGCAAACCCUCGCGCUGCCAAUAUGUUUGGUUCAAUCUUGGAGGCCCAAGAUUUAGCCAGUCUCGCUGACAUACAUAUGCAUGACUAUCAAGUCUUUGCUUUCGGCGUGUGCUCUUAGUUACUGUUUGUUUAAACAAUAGCAACUGAUAGCUAGCUCAUGUUCAUAUUUUUUAUACUUUAUGGCUAUUUGAUUAUCAAAAAGUAAAUACUUUUCACAAUCUUAACAUGCAAGAACGCUUACUCCAACCACAUGGCGGUUUCGUAUUUUAUCUGUUGGUGUAUAGUAUUCGGAUAAUUAUUUCCUCAUUCUUAAAUUUAUUCAUCAGUUUUUACUAUUUAGAUGUUCAUGAUUCAACAUUGAAAAAAAGAUUUCUGUUACAGAAUUAAAAUUCAUUGCUUUAGUAGCAGAAAUCAAUUAUGUAAUAAAUAAAUAUUUGAUCUUUCAUCGACCAGUCGCACAAUUACAAUGAUAACUUGAUUCUUGCUUCAUUAGUGUUUAUGUUUGUAAACCUAGCUGUUACUAAAGUUUUUUUUAAAGAUGAAGUGACAGUUUUCUGGUUGUUUACAAAGAUGUCUUACAGAAGGAGACACAUGAUCAAAACUCUUACGUUUUAGGCUCCAGAUGCUACAACAUCUACAUUUUAGAACACCUUGUUAAAUUUUCUGUGUGUGAUUUGAUUUUUUAUUCAUCAGUUUUCACAAUUCAGGUGUCCAUGAUUCAACAUUGAAGACAAGAUUUCUCUUACGGAAUUUAAAUUUAUUGCUUUAGUACAAAAAUGAAUUAUGUCAUAAAUAAAUAUUUGGUCUUUCGUCGACCAGUCACUAAAAACAAAUUACAACGAUAACUUGAUUCAUUGGUGUUUUGAAUUUUUUUUAUGUUUGUAAACCUAACUGUUACUAAAGUUUAUUACUCUUCCGUUUUAGGCUCCAGAUGCUACAACAUCUACAUUUUAGAACCUCCUGUAAAAUUUUCUUUGUGUGAUUGUAUGUUUUAAUAAAUUAUAUGCAUUUUAUAGGCCAUUGAAAUCAAUGUAGAAUGCUUAUUUGAAGCAUGUUUAGACAAAAGCUAUAGUAAUGAAAUUUCAGGCAAUGGCGCAUGCGGAAAAAAAACUUUCCUUUAUAGAGAAGAAGAUGUUAAAGACAGUUAAAACGACAGGGUAGCUAGCAGAAAAGAAUUUUGCCAACAGUGCUGUUGUAAGGUACCACCAAUAAGAAUAUUAUUUGUAAAGGUAAAGUCGAAGUUUUUUUAUGUUUACUGAAGAUAGUUUCUCGGUGUCAAAAUUCGUGGCUAGUUUACUAAUUUUUCACGUCCUGAAAAUAAAAUGGCUAAUACUUCCGUCGACCAUAUGUCCUACUGGCCAACGGAAGAAAAUCCGGAUCAAAUUCAGUAGACAAAAUUAUUCAUUUCUACAUUUUGUAUUGAUACUUAUUUUUAGUAGCUUUAUUAAAUUAAUGUUCCGAUAAUUUUCAUGUGCAAAAGACUUUCUAUUAACCGGAGCUCGAACAAUUGACACUUACAAGCAGCCGGAAAAAAGCUCCCGAAGAAAUACCACUUGAAAUAAAAAUUAAAAUAAAAUCAAUUUCAUGCUGAAAUGUAGAUCAUCCUGAUGUCUAUACAGUAAACUUUCUUCACCUACUAUAAUAGUUUUAAGUGUGUAAUUUGUUUUCUAAGCUGCUUGAAGUUUAAAAAAAGACAGUUAAAUUUAUUAAGUUGAAAAAUUUAUUGACUAACAAUGCACUCUACAUUCACCAAGCUUGUUUAUAAUAAAACUGUGUUACAUGAAGUUAAAGGUGUGCUAUAUUAGGCCGAGUUAUAAACAGAUUCUGGUAAUUUCAGGUGUUUGUGUAGCUCUGUUGUUUGAUGACAAAAGCAUUCUUGUGUAUAGUUAAUAUUCAGGAGCAAAGUGACAUUGUAUACGACAGAGCAAUGUGUAGACGCAGCUCUACACACACAAUGAAGUUGAUCCAUUGUCUUCUCAAUAAUGUAUUCUUUGAGAGUUUAUGCAGACUCUUUCCGUCACUGUAAGUGAAAAGAGAAGGACAUCGCCCUCCCGAAAAGCUGGCCCCGAGGAAGGUGAGGUCUCGAACUCUCCCUCCCUAACGACCUGAAAAAGGUCAAAGAACAAUUUUGUUCCCGUGAAUUGGACAGCGACACAAUCGUUUCCAUAUCGCCUGGGUUUCUGAGAUUUGGUAUUUUGUGGAUAACUUGUAUCAGCCAUUCUCUUUUCAGCCACCGGUACUGACGUCACACGGCUUCGGGCCCAAAUGGAGGUUUAAACAAGAAAAUCGUUUUUAAUAUCUGCUAUUUAAUUUAUGCUAUUUUUAUGUUCCAGUUAAUAAUUAGUGACACUAAAAGGAGUCUUUUGUUCGAGAUAUGUCAUUGAUAUAUAAGUAGUUCUAUAUGCACGUUUUGUGUAUGGUAUGAUACAAUAUGGUAUUUUUUGUAAUAUCUUUCAAGCAACCAAAAACAACGUUUAUACAGUGUCUACCAGUCACAUCUGGUGCCUGUUAGCUAAGAGUUUAUUUAGUUUGCUUAAGAAGAAAAUAAAAUAGUUCUUACUU